GGGGGGGGUUCAUCGGGGAUGCUGACGAGCAGUCCAACUCUCAGUCUGGCAGCGGAUGUUACCUUUGACUUCACCUUCCCAUCAUGCGGACCGGCCACCCCGCCGAGCUUCACCUUUGACCCGUCCCUGCUCGAGGUCCCAUACCAGGCCGGCCACUCGCGCUCCAGCUCGCAGGCUUCCGUGUACUCGUUCGAGUCGUCCCCGGCCGACUCGGUCACGGCUCCCAGCACCGCGCGGACCACCCCGGCCCGCUCUCCCAUCCGGACUCACGGGCCCCUUCUCCUGCCCAAGAUCCGCAGCCAAGACCAGGCCAUGAUCCCCCCGGCCGUCGCUCCCCGGCCCACCAAGCGGGCUAGGACCUCUCCGGCGCCCGCCCUCCCCAGCAGCAGCAGCAGCAGCAACAACAACAACAACAGCAACAAGAGCGCCUACCGUCCCACGCACACUCGCAGCCUCACCAACCCCGAGACUAUCUCGUUCUCCUCGGCGCUCUCCUUCGUCCCCGACGACAGCAACCCGGCCCCUCUGCUCUGCUCUCCCGUCAGCUUCACUCGCGAGUCGUCGGUGUCGUCGACGCCGGCCAUGCACUCGAGGCGGGCGUCGUCAUGCAGCCUCGACAACGUCGCCGUCGAAAACUACUUCCCGUCCUUCCAGAUGCCGCCCGCCCCCGCCGCCGCUGCCUACAUCCCGGCCCGCGCCAGCAGCAGCCCGACUCCUCCGCCCCAGCCGCAGGCCCUCCCGCAGCCCGAGCCGUCGUUCCUCUACCAGCAGUUCGUGCCGCAGCCGGCCUCGCCCUCGCCCCUGGCCCCCGCCGCACCCAUCACCCCGGCCGUGGCCCCGGCCCCGGCCACUACCCUCUACUCGUACCUCACGGCGCCCAACCCGGCCCCGUCGCUCGUCCGCACCCUCUCCUUCCCCCUCCGGGAUCCGCACACUAAGCACUUCUGGUGGGACGUCCGGCAGGUCCGCCCCUGGACCGACUUCACCGCCGCCUCCAUCCUCUCCAUGCCCGGCGCCGCCGCCUGCCUGUCGGCCCCGAUCCCCUCGGCCGUCCUGCCCGCGCCCGUCGCCACCCAGCGCCACCCGGAGACCGAGGCGGCCCUGCACUCCAUCUACGCGGCCCACUACCUGCCCAAGCUCAACGCGGCGCUGGCCCUCUGCUCCCAGCGGCCCCUCCAGCUCUCGGUCCCGCCCAACAAGACGGCCGCCUACCAAAACCUGGGCAUGGCCACCGACUGCAUGUUCGUGGCCAACGCGGCGGGCGAGUCCUCGUCGGCCGCCGCCAUCUUCGGCGGCAAGCCGACCGCGCGCGUCGUCGGCCUCGUCAAGAGCUUCGACCGCUUCAACACGGGCAUGCGCGCCGAGGGAAACGUCAAGCGCGUCGAGUACCUGCGCGGCCUCGCCCACCUGCACCACGCCAUGCGCGAGCACGGCUGCCGCUACGGCUUCAUCCUGACCGAGAUCGAGCUCGUCUUUGUCCGCAACGGCACCGAGCCCACCCCGCACUUUGGCUUCCUCGAGGUCGGCUGCGUCCAGCUGGCGGCCGCCGCCGCCGCCGCCUCCGACGACCUCGACGUCCACGACGGCCUCGGCCCCCUCGUCCGCCCCGACGAGGCCAAGAUGACCGCCUGUCUCGCCCUCUGGGGACUCUGCAUGCUCGCCGGCGACGAGCCCAUGCCGGGCCACGCCCACUGGAAGGCCGAGAUCGGCGCCCCCGCCGACGGCACCCGCCGCAAGGCCCUGCCCCGCGACGCCUGGAUGCCCCAGCCCCAGCUGGCCGAGAAGCGCGAGGCCAAGCGGGCCCGCGGCUGGAUCCUGCCCGAGUGCCCCGUCGGCCGCAAGGAGGUCGGCAAGAGGGGCGUCAAGUACGGCGCCUGCUGAAGCAAUAUUUUUCUUUUCUUUUCUUUUUUUUUGGGACCUUGAUCGCUUCUUUCUCUUUUUCUUCUCUUCUUUUCUACCUUUUUUUUGUUUCCCACAAGUUUUUUUGCUUCGAUUUUUUUAUAACUAAAGUUAUA
Thermothelomyces thermophilus ATCC 42464 is the source of this 2015-nucleotide messenger RNA. RefSeq lists its product as uncharacterized. The transcript has a single exon. NCBI's taxonomy places the organism in Eukaryota, Fungi, Ascomycota, Sordariomycetes, Sordariales, Chaetomiaceae. The coding region runs from base 19 to 1881 and encodes 620 amino acids. The record is from RefSeq and is a predicted model, not a curated record.